Messenger RNA from Aspergillus ibericus CBS 121593, 1418 nucleotides. RefSeq lists its product as uncharacterized. NCBI's taxonomy places the organism in Eukaryota, Fungi, Ascomycota, Eurotiomycetes, Eurotiales, Aspergillaceae. Bases 1 to 1278 code for a protein of 425 amino acids. The record is from RefSeq and is a predicted model, not a curated record. The transcript has a single exon.
AUGUCCUACACACCCGACCCCUCCCUCCCUCACCCCCAGUUAUCCGAUAUCGAUGAGGAGUUUGAGUUGCUGGAUGUGUCGGAGACUAAGCAUGAUCCCAAUCCUAAGACUAGUAAGUCUAAGUCUAUUGGCAGAGGGACUGUGACUGGGUCUGAUGCCUCAAAUGAACCUGAGACCAAGACCAGAAUCGAAACCAAGAUGGAGAUUAAGAACAACAACACCCCCAUGACCGACACCAACACCAAAUCCAAAUCCAGAACUCACCUACCUAACCUCAACUAUUACGAACCCACCCCCAGACCCUCUCCCUCCAGUGAAAUCAUCCACGAAAACACCUUCCCCGUGAUCGACUACACCAUUCCCAUUCCCAUUCCCAACCCCCACAACGAAACCAACAACGACCCCCAAAUCCCACUCCUCGAGGAAUCCUACCUCGAGAGAUUACGAUCCCUCAAAGCAGAUACCAAAACCCAAACUACACCCACCACCACCACCGAAACCAACGAACCUAAACCAGAAUACGACUUCGAAUUCGGCACCCACACCACCCCCGACCCAACACAAAUCUUCAGUCCGAGUCCUCAUCCCCGAACGGCCAGCACGAACUUCACUUACCAUCCCUUCUUCGGGACUCCGCCUAACAUAGCCAGCUCCAUUCCUAACCAAGGCGGAAACUGGCCCGGGGCAGGACCCGGCCUUCCUCCUCGACCGGACCGUCCGUUUCGGUUUCGGGGGGGAAAUCAUCAUGGCAUGACAUUUGAGGCUGCGGACGAAUUUCCUUCUGUCAAUUCCCCCUCAAAGGCGAACAGCACAAACCCAACCCCAGACCCAUUCCAAGGAAACGAACCCCUCCUCAAAUCCCUCAAUCCCACCGAAACCCUCAACGAAACAUUCACCAAGUUAGCGCACUACUUCACCAUCUUCCCCGAAGAGCCGCUCGAACGAAGAACCCUCAUCGUCCGAGAACUCGUCACGGCAUUGUCUCUGAUCUCGAAGCGGACGGAAGCUGGGGAACUUGAUUUCGGGGAUGUCACGGCGGGGGAGAAAGUGAUGGUGGUGGUGCGGGUGUUGGCGUUGAGGUUGGGGUUGGGGGAGUGGGAACGGGGGUUGGAGGUGAGGGAGCGGGAGGUGAAGAUGAAGAUGAAGAUGAAGAUGGAGGGGGAGGUGGAGGUGGAAGGGGAGGUGAAGAGGUUGGAAGAGGAGCUGGGAAAGGCGAAGAAGACGAUUGAGGGUUUGAGGAAGGAGAAUCGUUGGUUGGUGUGGGAGCGGGGAAACUGAAAGAGGAAGACUUGGGAGCUGAGUCUUGAUGGGGCGAGAUGGCCGGAGUUGGAAGUUCCUGGGCGGAAUGAUGAGAUCAACGCGGUGGCGAUGCCGUGCUGAAUCAAAUGGGAAAAUUGUUGCUAGGAUGUCUAUCUAGU